Messenger RNA from Chlamydomonas reinhardtii, 4505 nucleotides. RefSeq lists its product as uncharacterized. The record is from RefSeq and is a predicted model, not a curated record. NCBI's taxonomy places the organism in Eukaryota, Viridiplantae, Chlorophyta, Chlorophyceae, Chlamydomonadales, Chlamydomonadaceae. The coding region runs from base 84 to 3953 and encodes 1289 amino acids. The transcript has 12 exons.
CAGCAUCGAAGCACGACACAAAACAAAUCUUGCAUGUAUUGCAACCCCAUAAUGGCGUAGCGGGCUGCACAGUCGCCCCCAAAAUGGAUUCUGCGGUUUGGUUGUCAGCGCAGCUCCUCAGCGAGGUGGAGCGACUGCGCUCGGCUAUUUGUGUGCGGAGGCGUUGCAGCUCAGGACUGGCGCGGGCAGCGCCAGCUGGCCCCUCGCGCGCCGGGCCGUUCGCACCUCCGCGCCGCGCAGCGACGCCCCUCGCCGUCGCGGGCGAUGCGCGGCAAGGCUCCCACCCCGCGCAUGCCCCUGUAACGGAGCCCAAAGCGGCUCGAACAGUCCACGCAACAAUCUUGGGACAUCAAUCCCGCGCAGCGGCACGCAGCUAUGCUCCUGUCGCCGCUGCUGCCAGGGCGGCGCCUGCCGAAGCGCCGGCCAGCAACGGCCAAGCCCUGGGGACGCGGGUGGCUCAGCUCGGGGAGCUGGGGUAUCACUGCAAAGGCACGCCACGGCGGGCAUGGCCAGCCGGCACGCCUGCUACUGCCGCCGCCCUGGCUGCGUCGCUACUGCCGCACGUGCGGGCGCUGUCGCCGCAGGACGCGGGGCACUGCUGCUGGGCGCUGGCGCAGGUAUUCGGCGUGGAGGCCGGCAGUAGCAGUAGCAGUAGCAGCGGUAGUAAUAGUGGCAGCAGCAGUGGCAGUAGCAGUAAGGGUGGUGGGGGGAGGUGGGGUGGGGCUGACCACGACACGCAGUCCGCGGAGGUGGCCCGCCAGUUCGCCAAAGCCGUGCAGCGAGAGCUGCUCGCCCCCGCCCAGCCCCAGCCCGGCCCGCCCGAUUCCCAACACAGCCUAGCCGCUACUGCGGCCUCUGCACCAGCACCAGCAGUAGCAUCAGAAGCCCCUGCCGGACCCCCAGCCCCGGCAGCUGCUUCUGCUGCUGCUUCUUCGGCUGCUUCUGCUGGCGUGGGCUGCGCCGAAUCCCACCGUCUGAUGCGGCUUGCGUCGAUGCCGCCCAAGGACCUGUCAAAGCUGGUGUGGGCGCUGGCCAAGAUGGGCGUGGGGGCACGGAGCAGUAGCAGCAGUAGCAGCAGUAGCAGCAGUAGCAGCAGUAGCAGCGGCAGCAGCGGCAGUGCAAGCACCGGCAGUAGCAGCGUUAAAGGCAACAGCGGCAAUGGUGGCGCACAGGCGACGUCCGGCUGGGAGCAGCAGCUGCAGGACCGGUGGUGGUGGGCGGCGGGGCGUGUGGCGGCGGACGCCAUAGCGGACCUCAACAUGCCGCCACAGGCGCUGUGCAACGUGCUGUGGGCCUACCACGCGCUGGACCGCCGCCACGUGCCGCUGCUGCGGGCGGCGGCGGAGUGCAUCGUGGCCGGGCACAGGACUCGGUUUGAGCCGGUGGGGCUGUCCAAUCUGCUGGGCGCAUUCAGCGGACUGGGCUUCUACAGGGGCGGCGGCGCCGCCGCCGCACACGCAGCUGUGGCUGCAGCCGGCGACAGCAGCGGCAACGGCAAUGGCAGCCACAACGGUAACAAUGGCAACGGUGGCGACGGCGAAGAAGCGGAGGUAGAUGACGGCGGCAAUGCCGACGACGGCCCCCUGUGUGACGGGCUGUAUCGGGCUCUGGCGCGCAUGGCCGCCGCCGGACUCUGCCUGGAGCACAUGAGCCUGCAGCACCUCGCCAACGCCGCCCGGGCACUGGUGGCGGCGGGCCAGCACCGCGUGGCGGCUGUAGCAGCAGCAGCAGGGGCUGUAGCAGGAGCGGGAGUAGGGGCAGGGGCAGCGGCGGCGCCGGGUGGGGAAGGGGGCGGUGGUGCAGGUGGUGGUGAGGGCGGCGGCGGCAGUGUGGAAUGCGUGCGGGAGGUGCGGCGGUUCAUCGGCGCCGCCUGCGUGCGCGGCACCCAGAUGCUGAGGGCGGAAGCGGCGGCGGCGGAGGCGGCGGCGGCGGCGGCGGCGGAGGCACAGGACUGGGCGGCAGUGACUGCAGCAGAGGCCGAAGGGGAUGCCGCUGGCGCGGUUGGUUCUACUGCUACUAUGCCCAAUGGAACAGGGCUCGGGGCGGAGGCAGGAGCGGGUGCGGCGGCGGCGGCGGCGGCGGGGGCGGCGGCGGGGGCGGCGGCGGCGCCGAGGCCGCAGCACGACCCGCACGCCACGUCGGCUCUGUGCUGGGCGGUGGCGUGUGUAGCGCAGCCCGGCAACGUGCGGUGCGGCGAGCUGCUGGAUGCGGCGGUGGCGGCGGCGGCGGCGGCGCCGGGAGGCGCGUUUGCGGGGUACGGCGACCAGGACCUGUGCAUGCUGCUGCGCGCGCACGUGCGGUCGCGGCGCUACUCGCCGGCGCUGGUGGCGAAGGUGCGGGCGCGGCUGCUGACGGCCGCAGGCAGCAUGCAGCCGCAGGCCCUCACGGACCUGGUGUACUGCCUGGCCGUGUCCAACUACUACAACCAGGACAUGUACGACGCCGUGUGCGCCGCCGUACUGGCACCCCAACCGCCGCCGCCAACCGCCGGUACACCAACUGCCGCUACCAAUAACGGUACCGGUACCGGCGGCACGGCGGCAGAUGCUGCAGAUGUUGCAGGCGGCGCCGCAGGGACCACAGGCGCCGGUGCAGGGGCCGCAACAGCAGCAGCAGCAGCAGCAGCUGGUGCCACAAUUGUGACUGUGAUUGCUGGGCCGGCGGCGGCGGGGCCGCCGCGGCUGCACUCCUUCGGGCCGCGGCUGGCGAGCCGGCUGGUGUGGAGCCUGGCGCGUGCGCGGCACCACCACCCAGGUCUGUUGACCGAGGCGGCCGAGUACCUGAGGCCGCAGCUGUCCGCCUGCAGCGGCGAGGACCUGGCCGCCGCCGCCUCCGCCGCCGCCCAGCUGCACGCCUACCACCCCCAGCUGUGGAGGGAGCUGGGCCGAGAGCUGGCUGCCCGGCUGCUGCGGGCCCGAGGCAGCGGCAGCGGCGGCAGCGGCAGCGGCGGCGGCAGCGGGCCCGGAGCACAGGCGGCCGCGACCGCUGCCGCGUCGGCGUUGACGGCGGCAUCGGCGUCUGCGUCUGCGACCGCGGUAGCGACGGCGACGGCGGCAGGGGAGGCGACGGCGACGGUGGCAGGGGAGGCGACGGGCACGGGUAACGUGCAUCGCACUCGCCCGCUGUCGUUGGCCGCCGGCAGGGGCGCUGCCGCGAUCCCGCCGCCACCGCCACAGCUACAGCCGCUGUCGGCUCGGGCGCUGGUGGCGGUGCUGUGGAGCUCGGCGCUGCUGAGCCACGUGGAUGAGGCGCUGCUGGCGGCGGCGGCGGCGGCGCUGGCGGGGUUGCGGCUGGAGCGCAUGGCGGUGCCAGCCGUCAUGCAGCUGUUCCAGACGCAUGUGAUGCUGCAGGAUCUGUACGAUGGCGCGAUUGAGCCGCCGCAGCUUCUCACGCCGCCGCAGCUGGAAUACGCGAGGCUGACGUGGCGCCGCGUCACCGCAUCGGCCGCCUCGCCGUCGCGGCUGCAGGAGGAGGUGGUGGCGGCGCUGCGGCGGCUGGGCUGCAGCCCCUCCUGCGAGCGCAUCACCUUGGACGGCCUGUUCUCCAUAGACACCUCCCUGCUCUGGGCCGGCAGGCGUGUGGCGGUGGAGGUGGAUGGCCCCUCCCACUUCACCCUGUCCAAGCCCUACAGGCCGCUGGGGCGCACGCUGGCGAAGCGGCGCUGCCUGGAGGUGCGCGGCUGGCGCGUGCUGUCAGUGCCGGGGCACGAGUGGCGCGCGCUGGGCGGCAGCGAGGCCGCACAGGAGGUAUACCUGCGGGCGGCUCUGGAUGGCGCCCUGUGGCGCACGCACGUGCUGCCAGGCAUGGGGCUGGAGUUUGAGGUGGGGAGCGGCAUGGUCGCGGGGGUGGGGGUGGGGAUGGGGAUGGGUGGCGGUAGAGGUGGCGGUGGUGGUGGUGGGCGGAGCGGCGGCCUAGGCGCAGGCGCAGGUGCCGCGGGCGUGACGGGCAGGUAGUGGGGGAAUGGCGGGCGGGGGGUGGCGAGCUGCGCUGGGUGCGAGCAUGCUGGAGCGGCAGCAUGCGGGCGCGUCUGAGGACUGCGUUGAGCCGGUAAGAGAUUUGGUUCCAGGGCUGUGAUGAUUUGAGUGUUGUGGUGUUUGUUGCCAGACAAUCAGUGCCAUGACCAUUUGUAGCGCUGCUUGGCUGCCCACGUCGCUGACGUUGGGGAGGCUGUGUGGGCGGAAAUGUGUGCAGAGGCGGUGACAACAUCACAACAAGAAAGGUGGCCAGGAGUUGGCUGUCGCCAGCAGCUCUCGAUGAUGUGAGGCUAGCUGGACUCGACGAAUUGUUGGCUUUGGCUGCAUGGCAGGCUGUAUCGGAUCCGGCUAUGGCGGACGUGGGCAUGGUGGAUCCGCACGCGGGAGCCUGCGGGAGGGAGUCAGCUUGCAGGCGCCACAUGAUCGCACGGAUCCGCACGGGGAGUCAGCUUUUAACUCCAGCCCAAUGGAACUCCAGUCCUCUGCCUGUUAAAAUCAUGACAAAACUUUCGUAUGUAAUACAUCUCAAGC